GGAUUUUUUAAAAAUUAUUUAAUGUCUUUUGCAAACCAAAUUCCUUCACAUUCCCCAGCUCAACAACAACACCAACAUCAAUUAAUGAUGGAACAAAUGAAGCUUAAUAAUCCUCAAAAUGUUGGCCAAACAAAUUCUAUAAAUCCAACAAAUUCUGUUAGUGUUGUUGACUCUGUUAAAACAAUCUCUUCUGUUGCUUCUAGUUCGCAGAAUUUAAAGGCUCUCUUACCUCCCGUCCCACCCCAGUGUGGUCCACCAACCGUUUCUUUGGCUUUACUACUUGAUUUUGCUAUUCAUCAAACUGCACACGAAUUACAAGUUUUAUAUACGCUCAAUUUACAGAAGAAAGCGCAAGAUCGAACAAUCAGUGUUGUCCAGUUUGCCCAUUCAACUCGUCUAGUUUUUGUUCGUUUAUUGGCUAUUGUUCGGUGGCUUAAAACUAAUCGAAAAUUUGAACCCCUUUCUUCUAUACGCUUUUUAUUGGAUGAGCAAGCAGCUAGAUAUGUUGAAACUGCAGACAAGCUUGUAGAAAUUGCGAGAAAUGAGUUGCCUAAUGCUAGGUAUAAAAUUAUAAAUUAA
Molecule: messenger RNA, 579 nt
Organism: Meloidogyne enterolobii
Lineage: Eukaryota; Metazoa; Nematoda; Chromadorea; Rhabditida; Meloidogynidae
Source: the annotation of a GenBank genome assembly